AUGAAUCUUUCUCAUGUCCUAAAAUUUCUGGUCGGAUUGGCUUUCAUCUCGACCCUCGGAUUCGUCACCUGGUUUUUGCUGCGUUAUAGUGAUGUAAGUGUAGUUUUCAUUGGUGUUUUGAAUUUUUAGGCGGUAAGAUAUUGCGUGAAGUGAUGAAUGAUACGCUUUUUAUUGCUGUUUUAUCUGAAAAUUGGCUAAUGGUUUUGCCCCGACAUUAUUCUUGAUGGGACAGACGGUUUAGCGAUUUUAAUGGGUUGUUCCUGGCGGAAACUAAAGAUUUUUUGCGUAUUGAGAAUGCAGACAGCACGAGCUUGCCUUUGAGUAGCAUUUUUACGCUGGCAAUACACAAAUUUAUAAAUUUAUUACACAAUCUUCUUCUAGGAUACUGGCAUUUCCAAGAGUUUGCCGUUGAUCCGGAAUCCAGACAUUAUCCCGGCACCUUUGCCAAAUAUGGAUCAUAACGACAAGGAGGAUGUCACGCAGAAACUUUCCGAGGUUUUAAAGAUCACUGAACCAGAGCUUGAUCCUCUCCCUCCAACAGUUGACCCUAUCAAGGAGAACGUCGCUAAAGUUGAAGAAAAAGCCGAGGAACCAGCGGAUCAAGUGGAAAAGUCGGUUGACGAGGUCGAAAAGGAUGAACUGCCUGACGUAAGAAGCCAUAAUAAUUUUUUUUGGCAGUUUUUAUUGUUUUGGUCGAGCGUUGUGACUAAAGUUAUAUAAUUUUUCUCGGUUGCAAUGUAAAUACGAAUAUUUUCAGCCCGAUAGACCUCCAUCUGUUCAUAUAUUUUACUACCCAUGGUAUGGCGAUGUGAAAAAUGAUGGAAAAUAUUAUCAUUGGGAUCAUCGAGUCUUCUACAAUCGGGAGCCCAGAGAAGGCGAAAAGGGUAAUUUUUUGUUAUAUUUUUUGUGAUUUAGGUACUCAGUUGUCUUGUCAGAUAGGUUUUCAUCCGCCUGUCAUUGAUUUUUUUAAAAUAAGUAACAAAAAAUAGUUUUGAGAUAUUGCACUAGGUGAGGACGAAAAAGUUGCUUUCCAAAACGAAUUUGUUUGUUCAAUUUUCCAGAUAUUAUUAUUUCCAGAAUGUGUAAUGUCUAUUUCAGUGAACCAUCUUGCUCCCGGCGACAUCGCAUCCGUUUAUUACCCUCAACUCGGCGCUUAUAGCAGUAAAGAUACCUAUAUAAUUGACAAGCAUUUCAAAUGGAUGAAAUAUGCCAAAAUUGAUGUUGUUGUGGUCUCCUGGUAUCCAGUUGGAGCUCUCAGUAAGUUUUUUCUUACUUUUUUGUUCUGUUUUUUAGGAAGUGUAGCUGAUUUUGAUGAUAUUUCUUCAGAGUACCCAUGGGAAGAUUUGAUGCCAAUUUUCCUUGAUUCUUGCGCCAAAUAUCACAUGAAAUUGGCAUUCCAUAUGGAACCAUACACAAAUCGGAGUGCUCUGAGUGUUAGAGACGAUCUCCAGUACUUGGUGAAGACCUACGGAGAUCAUCCCGCAUUUUAUCGGACAAAACCAAAAGUGGGCAUCAAAUUGUUGCCCGCAGUUUAUGUUUAUGACUCAUACCUGGUAAAAGACAACGAAUGGAAGGAGAUAACCACCCCUGGAAAAGAGAAUACGAUUCGCGGAACGUGGUUCGAUGCGAUGUUGAUUGGUAAGAUGGGUUAUAUUAUACAUGAAUAAUAUUGCGAAAAUUUUAUGACAAAUAGUCAUCAAAGCAGAAGAAGGAAGCUCUCGGCCCAAGUAGUAUAGUGGUUAGUACUCCACGUUGUGGCCGUGGCGACACAGGUUCGAUUCCUGUCUUGGGCAUUUUUGGGGUUUUUCAAAAUUUUGCUGACUUUUUUUUACAAGGAAAGCCCUUCUAUGGGGUAUGGAGUUACAGGUCGUGACAUAUAUCAAAAAAUUCGCAAAUUUUUUCUGGUUCAGAAUAUGAAAAAUUAGCUACCCAAUUUUGGUUUGCAAGGGCGAAAAAACCCUCGGAACUUUUCUCGCAACACCACGCAAAUGCCUUUUGACCAAGUUUUUUACCAAUUCAAAAGCUUUGUUUUGAGCUAAAGUGAACUCUGGCAUCUUCUUGACAAGCCUUAUAAUAUCAAAUUUAAUUUAUACUACACCUUAAUUUUAUGGUUACAAUGUAAAAAAAGGGGCAUUUACGUGGUGUUGCGAGAAAAGUUCUGAGGGGUUUUUCACCCUUACAAAAUUGGGCAGCUAAUUUUUACAUACUUUGAAUCAGAAAAAUUUUGUGGUUUUUUUGUUAUAUAUCUCGACCUGUAACUCCAUACCCCAUAGAAGUACUUUCCUUGUAAAAAAAUCAAAGUCAGCAAAAUUUUGAAAAAUCUCAAAAAUGCCCAAGAGAGGAAUCGAACCUGUCUCGCCACGGCCACAACGUGGAGUACUAACCACUAUACGACUUGGGCCGACAGCUUCUUUCUUAUACCUUGAUGACUAUACAUUUGCCAUUUUCGCAAUAUUAUUCAUGUACUAGCCACUAUUAUUUCUUUUAAAUUUUUUCUAUUUUUUCAGGCCUCGCUCUUCAACCACGCGAUGUAGCAUCGCUGAAGGCAGCUGGAUUCGACGGAAUCUACACUUAUUUUGCCGCUGAUGGCUUCACCGGAGCCUCAUCGAAACGGAAUUGGAAGGACAUUGCGAAGCUCUGCAGAGAACAUGAGAUGCUGUUUGAUUUGUCGAUUGGCCCGGGAUAUGACGACUCGAGAGUCCGACCAUGGAAUGGGGCCAAUACGAGGACGAGAAAUGAUGGAAAAUACUAUGUGGAACACUUUGAAGCGGCGUAUCAAGCUAAGGUAAGAUGCUACACAUAAGAAAUGGGAAGGGAUAGAGUGGAAAUGAGGCGAGGAAUCUUGAUAAGUCGUUUGGAAGGAGGUUGGACGUUUGUAAAAUACGGUUGUCCUACUUCUAGCUUCUUAUAAUUAAGCAUAAAAGGAAGAGUAGAGUUGCAGACAAGGAAAGUACUUCUACGGGAUACAGAGUUACAGGUCGAGAUAUACAUCAAAAAAAUCGCAAAAUGAUGUGGGAUUCAGAAUAUGUAAAAAUUAGCUGCUCAAUUUUGGUUUGUAAGGGUGAAAAAAAAACUCAGAACUUUUCUUGCAACACCACGCAAAUGCCCCUCUUUUACAUUGGAACUACUAAUUAAGGUGUAGUAUUAAUCAAAUUUGAUAUUGUAAGGCUUGUCAAGAAGAUGCCAGAGUUUACUUUAGCUCAAAACAAAGCUUUUGAUUUGGUAAAAACUUGGUCAAAAAGGCAUUUGCGUGGUGUUUCGAGAAAAGUUCCGAGGGUUUUUCGCCCUUACAAACCAAAACUGGGCCGCUAAUUUUUACAUAUUCUGAAUCAGGAACAUUUUGCGAUUUUUUGAUGAAUGUUUCGACCUGUAACUCCAUACCCCGUAGAAGUACUUUCCUUGUGAAAAAAUUAAAUGAAUCGCUUGUCUAGGUUUGUUUAUUCUUCAAUUUUAGCCCGACAUCCUCUCGAUCACCUCCUUCAACGAAUGGCACGAAGGAACGCAAAUCGAGCCAGCUGUCCCUUUCACCGACAAAUUGACCAAUUUCUCGUAUCCUCCCUAUGAAAACGGCACGGACACGUAUCUAAGACUGACCAAAGAGAUGAUUGAAAAAUAUUUUAGUCAACAUCAGAGAUUUAUUCGAGAGGGACCUUGA
Messenger RNA from Bursaphelenchus xylophilus (pine wood nematode), 3655 nucleotides. Lineage: Eukaryota; Metazoa; Nematoda; Chromadorea; Rhabditida; Aphelenchoididae. The record is from the annotation of a GenBank genome assembly.